AUGAUCCCACGGUGGCUGUUGCUCACAUUGAGCCUGCUGCUGGUAUGGACUUCACAGCCAGCAGCAGCAAAGGGAAAUGAACCGAACAUCGUGACCCAUGAACUCAACGAUCUGCCCUCCGACCUGUUCUACUUCCGCGGCACAAACACCAUCCUCUACCAUGACAGAAGUUCCCUCACUGCACGUGUCUCCUUUGAUGGUGGUGAGAAAUGGGAGAUUGUCAAGGGUAAGGAUGGAACUAUAGAAGGUACCGUCGACUUGAUCUGGGAACAUCCGUAUGACGCCAAUCGCGCAUACAUCCUCGGCGAGAAGGGCAAGCACUGGAUCACGACCGAUCAGGCCAAGUCGUGGAAACCAUUUCAGGUGGAUGCGAUGCCGUUUGCAUCAAUGCGCACAGUACCAUUGGAGUUCAAUGGCUGGGAUCCGAAGAAGGUUAUCUUUAUGGGUCUGGAGUGCACCAUCAUUGGCUGUAUGCCCCAGGCAUAUUAUACCAUCGACGACUUCGAGAAUAUCCAGCCUUUGCGGGAGAUGACACUCCAAUGUAUUUGGGCCGCGAGCCGCCCGCAAUUCGCGUCGGACAUGGACCUGCCGAAGUCGAUAGGAGAUCGGAUCCUCUGUGUGGUUCCCGGGUUGAAGGGGCCGUUUGAGCAUACUCGUACAGAGCGGUUGAUCUAUUCUGAGACCUUUUUUAAAGGUGAUGCGGAGGGUACCGAGGCAAAAUUGGACCAUGGAAAACCGCUGAGCGGUAUCAGUCUCCAGAUCCGCUCGGUGUCCAAGUACAUCGUGGCGCGUCUUCAAUCGCGCGGCACUCAGGAGCAGGCUUUAUAUGUCACUGACGACGCGAAUGUGUGGCACCGCGCGGAAUUUGGCACGCACCGCAUUGAAGAGGAUGCCUAUACUAUUUUAGAAAGUACCAACUACAGCAUCCAGAUCGACGUGCAAACCACCUGGCAUGAUAACCGGAUGGGUACACUUUUCUCAUCCAACUCCAACGGCACGUACUUUACGCAGAAUAUCGAGCACACGAACGAGGACCUGUAUGGCGUGGUUGAUUUUGAAAAAGUCGCAGGUAUCCAGGGUAUCUCGAUUGUCAACACGGUCAAGAACUGGGAGGAAGCUGGGAAGUCGGACUCGACUAAGAAGAAGCUUGUCAGCAGUAUCAGUUUUGACGACGGGAGGACCUUCCAACCGCUCAAGGUUGAUAAAGACGAUCUACACAUCCACUCGAUGACUACCUACGCCGCGCUGCACGAGAUGCCCCUGCCAGAUCACCGGAUGUUCUCAAGUCCAGCUCCAGGCUUGAUCAUGGGCGUUGGUAACACUGGAGAUCACCUCGAGGACUACUCCAAGGGUGAUCUCUAUGCCUCAGAUAACGCGGGUCUUACCUGGCGGCGCGCUCUCAAGGGCCCACACCGGUACGAGUUUGGCGACCAAGGAGGUGUGGUCGUGGCGGUCUUGGAUGGCAGUCAGACGGACAAUGUCCAAUAUUCCAUCGACCACGGGAAAGAGUGGGAGUCGAUUGAUCUCAAGCAGAAGAUCAAGCCUCUCUAUCUGAUCUCGACCCCGGAUUCAACUAGCCUCAAGUUCCUGCUCGUUGGCAUUUCCAGCGAUGACACCAAAGCCCUCAUGUACUUCAUUGACUUCGAUGGCCUUCAUGAGCGCAAGUGUGGCCCUGAGGACCUUGAAGAGUGGACUGCCCGUUUGAAUGAAAAGGGUGAGCCGGAUUGUCUGAUGGGUCAUAAACAGUUCUUCCAACGCCGUAAGGCAAACGCGGAGUGCUUUAUCAAGAAAGAAUUCGCCAUCAACGGCCCUGAGUUCAAACCCUGCAAGUGUUCCGCUGAAGACUUUGAAUGUGACUACAACUUUAUUCGCAGCGAGGACCGCAAGGAGUGUCUACCAGCCCUCCCGCUAACACCGCCGGCUGGAAAGUGCAAUGAGCCCAGCGACAAGUACAUGGGCCCCUCGGGAUGGCGACUCAUCCCCGGUAACGCAUGCAUCCGCGAAGGUGGCGAGGAACUCGACCGUCAGGUUGAGCGCUCCUGCUCGAAUGCCACGGCGCCCCCUCCAAUCACCGAUGGCAAACCUCGUGCAGAAAAGCCACAGACCUUCUCUGCCAAGGAGACUAGCUACUUCUAUCUUGAACGACAAGCCAGCAACAACGGCGUAGAUGAGACUAUCAUGAUGCUCACGGACAAACUUGAGCUGUAUAUCUCGCGCGAUCAUGGCCGGAACUGGAAGCAAAUCCACGCGGAUGAGAAGUUUACGGGCAUGGUCCAGCAUCCUUACUUCAGUGAUGCAGCUUUCUUCCUCACCGACAGCAAGAAGGUGUACUACACUAUCAAUCAUGGGGAUUCUUUCCACUUUUUCGAGGCUCCUAGUUUGCCGAACAAGGAGGGCAUCCGCCCGCUGGCUUUCCACGAGAAGUUCCAGGACUCUCUUAUCUGGAUCGGUCACAAGGACUGUGAUGGGAAGAACUGUCGCUCGCAGGCGUACGUCACCGACAAGCGAGGCGCUAGUUGGGACCCGAUGCUUAUUGGAGUGGACGGCUGUAACUUUGGAUAUCACGAGGGCCGCAACAGCAGUGAAAAGCUGGUGAUUUGCGAGCAGUAUAAAGAUGAAGAAAAGAACAACAACCGGCAACUGGUUAUCAGUGAUGAUUAUUUCUCUACCAUGACCGUUAAGUUUGACAACAUCGCCCGCUCCGCCACCAGGAAUGAUUUCGUCGUUGUCGCCUGGUACGAAGGAGACCAGAAGGAAUAUCUGAAUGCUAGCGUGAGCGUCGACGGUCGCACUUACGCUCAUGCGCACUUCCCCUUCAACAUUAAGGUCCCUCAGUAUACCGUUCUUCCUAGCUCCCCACACGCAUUGUUCCUUCUUGUGAAGGUGAGCCAAGGAAAUGAAAAUAGCUUCGGCUCUCUGGUCAAAAGUAAUAGCAAUGGCACCUAUUUCGUCCAGAGUCUCGAAGGACUCAACGUCAACGACCGCGGUUACACGGACUAUGAUGAGUUGCACGGCCUCGAGGGCGUGGCCAUUGCCAAUGUGGUUGCGAAUCGGGAAGAAGUGCAGAGCAAGGGCGCGGCCAAGAAGCUACGCACCAUGAUCACCCACAACGACGGUGGUCAGUGGAUGCUUCUGGCUCCGCCGACUCAUGAUGUCGAUGGCAAGAACUUCGGCUGCUCUGUUACGGAGAGCAAAGGCACCGAAAAAUGCGCUCUCCAUUUCCACGGCUACACUGAACGCCGCGAUCCCCGUGACACCCUCUACUCGGGCUCCGCCAUAGGACUGAUGCUCGCGCUCGGCAACGUCGGUGAAUACCUCACUAGCUCAGCUGAAGCCGACACAUACCUCACCAGAGACGGCGGCAUCUCCUGGAUCCAAGUCAAAAAGGGACAAUAUAUGUGGGAAUUUGGCGCCGCAGGCUCAGUAAUCGUGCUCGUCAGCGACCGGAAGGCAACCAAGGUUGUACACUACACGCUUGACGAGGGUAUGACCUGGCACGAGUUCCAGUUCGCCGAAAAGGAACUGGUCAUCGAUGAUAUCUCAACCGUGCCAUCAGACACAUCGAAGAACUUCCUGCUCUGGGGCAUGGACGGCGGCAAGCGUGUCACCAUCACGCUUGACUUCAGCGGCAUCUGGAGCCGCGACUGUAACGACGAUGAGAGCGACUACUAUGACUGGGCCCCCAGUCAUCCCUUCCAGGAAGAGAAUUGUCUCUUUGGCCAUGUUGAGGAGUACCACCGUAAGAGACCUGCCGCUGAGUGUUGGAAUGCCUGGCGCGAGCCACACAUCCACAGCAUCGGUCGGAACUGCACUUGCACCCGUGCCGAUUUUGAAUGUGACUAUAACUACGAAAUCCAAAAUGACGGCAGCUGUGGUCUUGUCCCGGGUCUUCAACCCCAAGACCACAUUGCACAAUGUGCCCAAGACCCUGACAUGGUCGAAUAUUGGGAACCAACCGGCUACCGCCGAAUUCCUCAAACAACCUGCGUAGGCGGUCUCCUCCUUGAUCAAGACGUCUCAAGACCGUGUCCGAACAAAGAAGAAGAAUAUCAAAAGAAGCACGGCAUCAGCGGAAUCGGUCUAUUCUUCGCGAUCGUAACCCCGAUUGCUGUCGCCGCCGCUGUCGGAUGGUAUGCGUACACACACUGGGAUGGCAAAUUCGGCCAGAUUCGGCUGGGCGAGAAUGGCGCUGUUUCGUCGCAGAGCUGGUUAUCCCGGGACUCGGUGCUGGUCGCGGUACCUGUAGCGAUUAUUGCAGGUAUUGUUGCGGUUGCGCAGGCUCUGCCAUUACUUGUGAAGAGUCUGGCACGGAGCUCGUCUGGGUUGUUUGGAAGGCGGGGAGGACAGAGACCUUAUGCUACUCGUGGCUCGUUUGCCGCGAGGAGAGGGGAUUAUUCUUCUGUUGUUGACGACGAAGAUGAGUUGCUUGGAGCUGAUGAUUUUGAUGAUGAUGAAGAACAAGCGUAG
Penicillium coprophilum is the source of this 4467-nucleotide messenger RNA. RefSeq names its product vacuolar protein sorting/targeting protein 10. Gene Ontology annotation, biological process: Golgi to vacuole transport; Golgi to endosome transport; protein targeting to vacuole. The transcript is spliced from 2 exons. Gene Ontology annotation, molecular function: protein binding. Gene Ontology annotation, cellular component: Golgi apparatus; membrane. The record is from RefSeq and is a predicted model, not a curated record. Bases 1 to 4467 code for a protein of 1488 amino acids. NCBI's taxonomy places the organism in Eukaryota, Fungi, Ascomycota, Eurotiomycetes, Eurotiales, Aspergillaceae.